UCUGCUAUCCCGGUAACUCAUUCACGAACACUCAUUCAGCUCACAGUAGCAAAAAAUUUAACAGUGAGAUUAUCAUUCCUCUUUUCCUGUAAAACAUUCACAGUUCUACAUAUUAAGACGGAUACGGGCGUAGAAGAGAAGGCAGAGACGGAAAAAUGCAUCCAAUUGUGAUUUAAAAAACAUACGCGAAAUUCCGGCAAUAGAAUAACCAGUAGCGGAUAAUGUGGCGAGUGAAAUGAUGUCGUAUCACUGGAGUUCUUUGCUUGCGCUUGAUACAGUUCUUGCCCUUUCUACAAAUACACUAUACUUUUCAGAAAAUUUUCAAAAUCAUCGAGUACAACAAUGAACGAUGAGUUCUUCUACGUCACAUUCCUUACGAUUCACAUCGUCUUCGGUGUGACCCAUAUCGAUAAGAUUCCGAAAGCAUAUCAUCGCAAUGUGUGCACAUUGAUCGGUUUGGUAACGAGUGUCCUGCUAACAGGAUGGGACUUUGUGCAUCAACUAGCUCUUUGUUCGUUGACAAUUGUUACGAUUGUACUCCAUCGGCAGACAAAGGCAUUCAACUUGUAUCCAUUACUCAACUGUAUCGCUUUUGGGUACCUCUUCUAUUUUCGGUUCUACUGUGCAAAUAAUUUUAGCAAUAUGAUUAUGAUGAUGUUAGCGCUGAGAAUGGGUGGCCUAGGGGUAGAACUAAGUGAGCCUGAGGUGAGAACUGAUUCGGCACUAUACGAAACAUCUAUUAAGGACAUUGUCCACUAUGCAUUUUCGUAUAUUGGACUGUUGGCAGGACCCUAUAUUCGGUUCCGUACGUUCAUGGAUUUCAUGGAUGGUGUGUGUUCGACCACGUUUGUGCAACGGAAGCCUUUUCUAAUGUUCCGCCUCGCUUAUUUCCCAAUAUUUAUUACAAUGUUCUUUGCGUCAAUUUAUAUUGCGCCGAUCCAACCCGCCAAGACGGCGGAGUUCCACGAUGAAAGCGGCUUUUUCUACACUGUUUGGUAUAUGUGGGUCAUGUUUGUGGGCUUCCGUGCUCGGCUUUACAUCGGGUUCUUAUUAGCCGAAUGCAGUUGUAUCGCGUCUGGGUUGGGAGCCUACCCUGAACACUGGGUCAAUCGCAGUGGAGAGGGGCCUAAGUUCCGGAAAAUACUGACGGACGGCGAUGCCGAUCGCCAAAGAGAGCUGAAUCAACUGCCAGGCGAACCCGUACAACAACAGGCCAUCGACUUUAACACGGUCUGCAAUGUGGAUGUAUGGGGCUGCGAAGGCUCUCCCACACUCAAAGAAACAAUGCGUUCAUGGAACCAAACGGUGCAAUAUUGGCUGGCUGUCAACUGCUACAAGAGGGCGCCUUUUAACAAUAGAAGCAUCCGGAUGGGAAUCACUCUGAUCAUCAGCGCAUUCUGGCAUGGCGUGAGUCCGGGCUAUUAUUUCUGCUUUAUUACCAUGGUUUUCUUUGCCACAGCGGAAGAUUACCUCUUGGAGCAUUUUUCUGAACAGAAAUUAUUUAAGAUUCCGACAAGGACAGUCCAGAGAAUACUGUUCGCUCAGAUAAAAAUGGUCGUUGUUGCCUAUUUGGGAGUAGCGUUCGCGAUGAUGCGUUUACCGGAAAUAUUUCUAUUUUACUGGAAUCUUUACUUUGUUGGUCAUUUGGGGGUGGCAGCGAUUUUGUGCUAUUUUUUUGUAGCUGUGAAAAAAUCGAAAGCGCACAUUCAUUAAUUAGCCCAAUAUUCGAUGCGUGGGUGCCUGUGAGCAACCAUAAUCAAUUUGUUGAAGUUAUUAUGAUUAUUAUUUUCAUAAUGCAUGCAGAAGUUCCAACGUGCAUCCCUGCCGUGCAGGUAGUGUUGCUUUUACAUUAAUAAACUAGAUUCAUAUUUAUAUAUGCAAGAACAAAGAUAAACAGAUAUAUUUCUAGGAACAUUUCCUUUUAAACAAAAAGCCAAUGGCGUCUUUACGGUAUUCAUUACAAGAUACAGUAGUUGCAUCCCAGUACAAUUUCACGAUAUCAAUGUCAUUUCAACUGUUACAGUACUUCCUCCUCGCUGUAGCAUUCGGCAAGUCGUUGAUAAGAUGCGAUAGUGCAGAAAGGUACCUCGCAAAGAAAUGUCCUCCAUGCAUAACUUCGUACUUAUAUUAUCAUUAUUAAUUGAAAUUAUCCUUAUAGACAUUGCCAGGCUACGCUGAUAUGGCAUAUUAUUUCUCUAGUGAAUGAAUCGCAUACAAUUCGUUGAUACUGUUCCCGUCCAGGUAAUUUUUACGGUUAAAAUCUGUAGCCUACCGAAUUAGCGCGCCUAUCGAAGGUUUCCGCCCAUAAUGUUCACUGAUAUCGCUCAAUAUCUGAAGAAUGGUUUCACAUCAGUGUUAAAUGGCAACCUUUCCGCAGAUUGUACCUUGGGUUUUCCUUUUGGGCACUUUGGGCGGUGCUGAAGCACACACUUUCUAUUUCAUACUACUAUUGGUGAGGGUUAAACAAUCUAACCAGUAUGAAGAGUAAAUUUAGGGGAAAAAUGAAGCCUUGUGCGUCCUAAGCCAAUAAGUGCUUUUCAAUGAGAUUUUUUUUGUUGUCCUGCCAUUGGGUUCGGUCCUGUUGGGUUAGGCGGCUUUCAGUGUAUCUCACGCAGCUAGCACAAACACGAUUUUUCUCAGUCGUUUCUUUCUUUGUACGGUCAAUCUAUACCACCGAGAAAAACAUUUUUCAACUAGUAUCGGGCUAGUUCCUGCCAACUUACACACGAGUGACAGAAUUUGGUGAUUAAUCUUUGUACUAAGAGUAUCAAGUAUCGAGUGCCAAACGUGCUCAGCCUCUUUCUAUUGCGAGCUUAGGCUUUUGACUGGUGUGGAAUUCUGCGUCUUUCAAAAAGAGGCUUCGGGAUUGAUGUUGGUUUAUUUGAGCCGUUUUCAACCCAAUCAAGUUUUUAUUGUUUAUUUCGAUUCAGUAUCUCUACUAAACUCGAAUCGUCGGUGUCCAGCAUUUUCUGUCAAAGAACUGGCCGUCUAAGUCAUGGGUUGGUUAACUUAUUUCGUCUUGCUAUUCAUUUGGUUCGUCAUUCCGACGAGAUCACAAAAAAGUGACAAACAAGUUUGUCCGGUGACUUAAUUUACUAUUCGAUUUACGCCAAACGUCGUUCGUCCUGCUGGUCAGGAACAGACAAGUUUCUUUUGAUUUAGAGAUCAUGACAUCUUCGUGAAUUGUUGUUUCUCUUUAUGUGCGUGUGUGCUUAUAGGUACGGUGUGUGUUAUAUAAUUUUGUGACUUAUGUGAAGUAGGUAUGUCAUUUAAUGCAGCUAAUGUAAAAAAAGACUAGAUUCAGCGGUUACUUUAUCCUUUAUUUCUUUUUUGAAGUGAUCAGCUGUCUGAAAUUAAGAUGACCUUUAUCAAAUCCCUCCAAUAUUUUUUUUAUUAGAGGUAGCGUACUGCAAAUCCUUAAGUAAAUAUUAACUUAGUGUAGUACAAUGUAUAAUAAAAGGUGGAUUUUUGCUAGCAUGGAAUUAGUAUCAUAAUAGCCAAAAAAGAGUUUAGCCAAAAAGUACAGAUAAGGAAAUAUUAUUCCGCCGUAAAGACCAACAAUAUAGCAACCGUUUCGUUGAAAAAAGAAUCGGUUUUCGACUGAGUUCCUACAAACACACAGUUGUUUCGUGUUAAAAAUCUCGCCCUGCAACUGUGUGCGGUCAAAUGUAUAUUGGAUAUAAUCGUGGUUAUAAUAGUAGACAGGCGAUUAACCAAAUACGACAGUUCCUCAAAAUGUGAUAUUUCAGUUUGGACAGACAAUGGAAAAUCUACACGAGUGAUGCAUGCGUAUGGAAAUUUGACCUGGAAUUUAUCAUACUGCUGUCACACGCACUGUAUAUCUUAAAUUUCAAAUGACGCCAUGCCCUGGGGGCUCGCUGUGUCAUUUCUCUUACUAGAGCCAGCGAUGUUUUACAAUAAACCAAAUGCGUGAUAGGAUAUAAAUAAACCAUUUCAAAGCCGCUUUUCCCUCUACCUUCAGCUCUAUGAAGCCACGUUUGCUCGUUUGAAGUAACAUGUACAUUUUUAUCGUAUUUACAUCACUGAUUAACAGACCAAUAACGAACAUCAUUUAAUAGUUAUACACAAGAAAGCUACACAGCCAAAUAAGCUCUCGAACAUGAUUUUUUUUGUAUUUAACAAAUGCCGACACCUUCAAUGCGUUUCCUUUGUUAGCUUCGAACUUUGUGGUCCUGUCGUCGACGUGAAAUCUCGCACAUAAUCCAGUGCCAAAUAAACUAUAAUCCAGACGAUGAAAAUCGAAUUUCGAACGCUGUGUAAUAACAAUAUGCCGAACGAUAAAACUACGCAAAUUGAUAUAGGACAAAUGUCUAUGCUAGUCUGCGUCACAAUAUAAUAUCAUGUACAAAUUCGUGUACCGACUCUGCAUGUAAGCACGUGUUAGAUCUGCUAGAUAUGUAUUUUUUGAUAGCAGAAAUCACUGUUUAGCUGGUUGCUUUCAUGGGAGGGUCCCUGUGAUGAUGCCAUGGUUACAUCUUUGCUUACCAAAAUUUAAGCACACGUGAUCGCCUAGAUUCAAAACCGAACGUAGAUACGCUUCGUGUGGCGCUUGGGAGAGCUCCGAGAAGAAAGACAUAGUAAAAUGGAAUACAGAACCUGGCUAGGACAAAGCCUACAAAUAAACUUUUGGCUAUUCAGUGCAACGAAUAUAUAUAAGAAGGCAACUGUUUUUGCUAUUGCAUUGUAUUUUAACUAUGUCAACACGUUUUAUGCAUGGUAAAUGGAGAAAUGGUGGAGAAUACGAUUGAAUCCAUUGCUAAGAUAUUCAAUGAGUUUAGCCGUACGUACAAGGAAAGCGACUUUUAGUUUAUUUUUUUCUAUACGGAACAAUAGACCGAACUCCUUAUUUACGCGUGUAACGAUUUUUUCCACUCAAUGAAUUCGACUAAAUAAAUUGACUAGGAAUAAUGAAAACGAUAACAUUGUAGACGUAUCUUUGGUACCUGGUUGAGGUUCUCUUUGGUCAUCGAGUUUCUCAGAUCGUCAGCCUAGAAUUGGGCUCGACCAAAAAUAAUAGUCUGUCUUCACGAAGGCAUUAUUGGGUCGAGGAAACGCUAUAGUUGGGUUUUUAUUCGAUGUGCACAGAACCUCUAUGGAACGUAUAAGACAAAUUCCGUUGCAAGCAAAAAAAGAAUGCUUAUGUAAUCAGAGCUCACUGCGUGGUAACUGUUGAAUGAAACCGAAGUCGAUUCAGUAGUAACUAAAAUUCGAACUUUUGCUUCCGUUUACGCUAUGAUUCUAAGUCCGCAAAGCAAUCUUUAGAUUGUCUGAAUGUUUUUUUUUUAAUCUAAUUUUUAAUAUGAACUUGAACGUCAUGAAUUCUCAUGCGACAUGCAUGAAACUCGACUCAUCACUUUCAACGGCUUCACAGCUAAAAACAUCCUCUACGUCACUCCAGUUACUAUAUUUUUGAUUUUUUGCUAUUUUAAAGGACUGUCACCUUGAUUCACAAGUUUUGUUAAAUCUUUUUUUUUUCUAUUAUUGGAAUUAAUCUGUGUUGUGAUGACAAGUUUUUUUUAUAUAUUGCGGUUUAUAUAGUAAUAUAUAUUGUAAUAUAUAGUAAUAUAGUAAUUUACUAAAUAUAACUUAAGCUUAACUUUCGGGAGGAGAUGCAAGCUGGAUCCGUCUCAUCAUUCCCAUCCUUCAAUUGAGGUAGCUGAGUUGUGCAUUAAUGAUUAUUUAAUCUUUAAAGAAAUAGAUAAAUUAGUCGAUCCAUUUAUAAAAGCAAAGUUUGUCUCGAGAAAGAUAGUGAAACUUCAUUUUCAAUAAAGAGAAACCAGGCAGUAUCAGAAUCUCGUGCCAAUAUACUAUUUGUUUAUAGCUGAUGUAUCAAUGCGAAUCUAUAUUCAAUAAAUCAUAUAUUUGUAGAAUUAUUUUUUCGUACUGUCAUUUUUUGUCGUUCUGACAAACUAGUGUCUACACAUCUGUAUAAUGAGUAUGUACUCAGCAGCUUAGUAAUG
This is a messenger RNA of Varroa destructor (honeybee mite), 5981 nucleotides long. RefSeq names its product membrane bound O-acyltransferase domain containing farjavit (gene frj). Gene Ontology annotation, molecular function: lysophospholipid acyltransferase activity. Lineage: Eukaryota; Metazoa; Arthropoda; Arachnida; Mesostigmata; Varroidae. The record is from RefSeq and is a predicted model, not a curated record. Gene Ontology annotation, cellular component: membrane; mitochondria-associated endoplasmic reticulum membrane contact site. Gene Ontology annotation, biological process: lipid modification; phosphatidylinositol biosynthetic process.